ACAGGAAGAGAAUGAAUCAAACAGGGCCGACAUGUAACCCGUUAGCGUCUGAGCGGCUGGUGCGAGGUCAAAACAAUGGGGCGGUUCGGUGUUCGUCUCCUCCGCCUCUUCCCCAGUCCUCCGUUCACUGUCCCCGGGUUCGCCAACACCUGUCCCCUCCACCAGGCGGGCUCCACAGGUGCCCUCCCCGGCCACCGUAUCACCACACCGGGUCCCAGCUGCCUCCUCCGGAAGGGUCUAAGCGGCACUGCUGUAGGCCAGCACGUCCUGGACCUGAGCGGGCCCGAACAGAGACUGUUGGAUAAACUGUACGGAGGACUGAUCUCUGGACAGAGGGCCUCCCUGGCCGAGUGCAUCACGCUGGUGGAGACGCAGCAUCCCAGGAAGAAGGAGCUGGCUCAGGUGCUGCUGCAGAAGGUGCUGGCCUUCAGGAGGCAGCAGGAGAGCAGCAAUGGGGGGAAACCGGUGGCCUUCAGAGUAGGGCUAUCUGGUCCUCCUGGGGCUGGCAAGUCGUCGUUCAUUGAGGUAGUGGGAAAAAUGUUAACCUCACAGGGACAUAAAGUAGCAGUGCUGGCUGUCGACCCCUCCUCCUGCACUACCGGAGGGUCCCUGCUGGGCGACAAGACUCGUAUGACCGAGCUCUCAAGAGACAUGAACGCCUUCAUCAGGCCGUCGCCGGCCUCAGGGACGCUCGGCGGUGUCACCCGCACCACCAACGAGGCCAUCGUUCUUUGCGAGGGGGCGGGUUACGACAUCGUCCUUGUUGAGACUGUUGGUGUCGGUCAGUCUGAGUUUGCAGUGGCGGACAUGGUUGACAUGUUUGUGCUUCUGAUUCCACCAGCAGGUGGCGACGAACUCCAGGGCAUCAAGAGAGGCAUCAUCGAGAGAGCGGACUUGGUGGUGGUGACCAAGUCUGACGGAGAUCUGGUGGUGCCGGCCCGGCGCAUCCAGACCGAAUACACCAGCGCCCUGAAACUGCUCAGGAGACAGUCCAAAUCCUGGAACCCCAAGGUGGUGCGCGCCUCUUCCUACACCUCAGAGGGCAUCCCAGAAGUCUGGGCCAAGAUGGCGGCGUACAGGGACGCCAUGUUGAGCAGCGGCGAACUGCAGGGCCGGCGGCGGGCCCAGCAGAAGGUCUGGAUGUGGAGUCUGAUCCAGGAGAACGUCCUCUGGCACUUCCAGACUCACCCAUCCGUCAGAGAGACCCUGCCUGGCCUGGAGCAGAAGGUCACCAGAGGAGUCAUCUCUCCAGGACUCGCUGCCGACCUGCUUCUCAAAGCCUUCACAGAGUCGUAGCGUUUGAGGCGCAUAAUUCCCUCACGGCCUGUCAACGCGGCCGCUGGCGAGGAGAACCGGACCGAGGGAACAUCUGUGACUUUUCUGUUUGCACAGAAAGAAACAGGCUUUGUGGUUUUAAUCUUUCUAUGAAAAGAUGAAACAUUUUUUAUUUCUAAAUGAUUUAAUUUUAGCCUUAAGAGGAGGUGAGCGUGGUCUGUUGCUAUGCCUCCUCCUUGGCAAUAAGACACAUCUGCAGGUGGCUGUGUUCACUUUAACAGUCAUCUACAGUUGGAUGAAUACUGUGGGGGUUUGUAGCAGCUGCUCACAGACAUUAAGAAGAAACUGACGGAUUUUAAGGAUUUUCUCGUGCACAACGUUGGGAGCAGAUUUCUCAGAAACUGAAACUUUCAACGUCAGACUUUAAAACGGUUCAAAAACUAAAGGAUGCUUCAAAUGUAAUCAUGUCCUUUGCUGCUGAUGUUGGAGCUUCCACAGACGUGCUUUAAUGUGAAAACCUUUGAGAUGUUUUAACCUGAUUAAAAAUGUCAAAUAAAACACAGAUUUCAAACUGAUUAUUUAGGAGUCUGCAGUAGAAA
Molecule: messenger RNA, 1874 nt
Organism: Fundulus heteroclitus (mummichog)
Lineage: Eukaryota; Metazoa; Chordata; Actinopteri; Cyprinodontiformes; Fundulidae
Gene: mmaa
Product: metabolism of cobalamin associated A
Exons: 7
Coding region: 76-1296 (406 amino acids)
Cellular component (GO): cytoplasm
Molecular function (GO): GTPase activity; GTP binding
Source: RefSeq, a predicted model, not a curated record